Molecule: messenger RNA, 438 nt
Organism: Dermacentor silvarum
Lineage: Eukaryota; Metazoa; Arthropoda; Arachnida; Ixodida; Ixodidae
Exons: 2
Coding region: 1-438 (145 amino acids)
Source: RefSeq, a predicted model, not a curated record
AUGUCGUCUCUCGUUGCCCCAGGCUGGUUGAGUCGCGCUUCAAAAGCCGCCGACACCAAUACGUACGCCUCCGAGACCACCGACGCCAAGGCCUACGCCUCCAAGGCCACCGACGCCAAGGCCUACGCCUCCAAGGCCACCGACGCCAAGGCCUACGCCUUCGAGGCCACCGACACCAAGGCCUACGCCUCCGAGGCCACCGACGCCAAGGCCUACGCCUCCGAGGCCACCGACGCCAAGGCCUACUCCCCCAAGACCGCCAACUCCAAGGCCUACUCCCCCAAGGCCGCCAACUCCAAGGCCUACUCCGCCAAGGCCACCGACACCAAGGCCUACUCCGCCAAGGCCACCGACUCCAAGGUCGACACCUUCAGCACCGGUGACUCCGAAGCCACCACCGCCUGGGCCGCCGUCACCACCACCGUACGACGUCAGUAA